AUGGCACAAAAAGGAGUUCAGCUGGAUCAGGAAACAUUUUCCUGUUCGAUCUGUUUGGAUCUACUGAAGGAUCCGGUGACUAUUCCCUGUGGACACAGCUACUGUAUGAGCUGUAUUAAAAACCACUGGGAUGGAGAAGAUAUGAAGAACAUCCACAGCUGCCCUCAGUGCAGACAGAUCUUCAUACCCAGGCCUGUCCUGGUCAAAAGCACCAUGUUGGCAGAUUUAGUGGAACAGCUGAAGAAGACUGGACUUGAACCUGCUGCUGCUGAUCACUGCUACACUGGAGCUGAAGAUGUGGUCUGUGAUGUGUGCACUGGGAGGAAACUGAAAGCUGUCAAGUCCUGUCUGGUGUGUUUGGUCUCCUACUGCCACAAACACCUUCAGCCUCAUUAUGAUGUACCUCAGUUAAAGAAACACAAGCUGGUGGAUCCGUCGGAGAAGCUCCAGGAGAACGUCUGCUCUCGUCAUGAUGAGGUGAUGAAGAUGUUCUGCCGCACUGAUCAUCAGUGUAUCUGUUAUCUGUGCUCUGUGGAUGAACACAAAGGCCACGACACAGUCUCAUCUGCAGCAGAAAGGACUGAGAGGCAGACAGAGCUGGAGGUGAGUCGACAGAAAAUCCAGCAGAGAAUCAAAGACAAACAGAAAGAUGUGAAGGUGCUUCAACAAGAGGUGAAGACCAUCAGUCGCUGUGCUGAUGAAGCAGUGGAGAAGAACCACAAGAUCCUGACUGAGCUGAUCCAACUCAUGGAGGAAAGAAGGCGUGAUGUGGAACGGCAGAUCAGAUCCAAGGAGGAAACUGAAGUGAGUCGAGUCAAAGAGCUGGAGUCGAAGCUGGAGCAGGAGAUCACUGAGCUGAGGAGGAAAGAUGCUGAGAUGGACAAACUGUCACACACACAUGACCACAUCCAGUUUUUACUCCAGUAUUCAUCAGUGUCCAAACUCAGAGAAGAUCCAGACUCAUCCAACAUCCACAUCCGUCCUUUGAACUACUUUAAGGAUGUGACGACAGCUGUGUCAGAGCUCAGAGAUAAACUACAGCACAGUCUGACAGAGGAAUGGACUAACAUCUCUCUGACCAUCACUCAAACACAGGUUCUACUGAUUAAAGCUGAACCACAGACCAGAGCAGAAUUCUUGCGAUAUUCCCGUAACAUCACACUGGAUCCAAACACAGUGAACCAUUGGCUGUCACUGUCUGAGGAGAAUAAAAGAGUAACAGUUAUGAGUCAAGUACAGAACUAUCCUCAUCAUCCAGACAGAUUCAGUAACCGGUUUCAGGUCCUGAGCAGAGAGAGUCUGACUGGUCGAUGUUACUGGGAGGUGGAGUGGAGUGGGGAGUACGUUGUAGCCGCAGUCGCAUACAAGGACAUUAAGAGAGAAGGAUCCUCAAAUGACUGUGGAUUUGGAAACAAUGAUCAGUCUUGGGCUUUAUAUUAUGACAGUUUCAUUCCUGUAUUUUAUUAUAAUGGUGUAGAGUCUCCUGUCCCAGGCCCAGUUUCGUCCAGGAUUGGAGUGUACCUGGAUCACACAGCAGGUAUUCUGUCCUUCUACAGCGUCUCUGAAACCAUGACUCUGAUCCACAGAGUCCAGACCACAUUCACUGAACCUCUGUACGCUGGACUUGAGCUGUACUCAGAGGGAGACACUGCACAAUUUUCUAACCUCAAGUAA
Sphaeramia orbicularis (orbiculate cardinalfish) is the source of this 1674-nucleotide messenger RNA. RefSeq names its product tripartite motif-containing protein 16-like. The transcript has a single exon. Gene Ontology annotation, molecular function: protein binding; zinc ion binding. The record is from RefSeq and is a predicted model, not a curated record. Lineage: Eukaryota; Metazoa; Chordata; Actinopteri; Kurtiformes; Apogonidae. Bases 1 to 1674 code for a protein of 557 amino acids.